Messenger RNA from Esox lucius (northern pike), 3858 nucleotides. RefSeq names its product calsyntenin 3 (gene clstn3). Lineage: Eukaryota; Metazoa; Chordata; Actinopteri; Esociformes; Esocidae. Gene Ontology annotation, molecular function: calcium ion binding; amyloid-beta binding; kinesin binding. The record is from RefSeq and is a predicted model, not a curated record. Gene Ontology annotation, biological process: positive regulation of synaptic transmission; positive regulation of synapse assembly; homophilic cell-cell adhesion. Gene Ontology annotation, cellular component: postsynaptic membrane; cell surface. The transcript is spliced from 19 exons. Bases 303 to 3188 code for a protein of 961 amino acids.
AGUGUGGGCGGGUUAAGAAACAGAGGGAGGGGACGUCAGCGUUAUAUUCCCAUCGUUUUCCCUUCUUGUACGACGUCUGCCGAAAACAAGGACACUGGUCUUGAGACUUUCAUUACGUUACCCAGUCUCGCAUCCGAGAGAGGUGUACUUUUGAGCGUCUUCAUUAGAUCUGUGCAAGAAAUCCCGUUACCUGCGCUUUUGAUUUUUUUCUGUCGGAGGAGGGUCGCGGAGCAGCUGAGACGUGAGGCGCGGAUGCUGCGAGGGUAGCGUUGGGUACCAAGAAGCACCUGACACUCACCACGAUGGACAGAAUGAGUUUUCUCUCCUUCCUCCUCCUUUGCUUGACUUCAGUUGCCAAUGGCAACAAAGCCAAUAAACACAAGCCAUGGAUCGAGACGGAGUACCAGGGCAUCGUCAUGGAGAACGACAACACAGUUCUGCUCAACCCGCCGUUGUUCGCCCUGGAUAAAGACGCCCCGCUCCACUACGCAGGUGAAAUAUGUGGCUUCCGCGUUCACAAUGGGCCCUCGGGAUCCGGAUCGGUACAGUUUGAGGCUGUGGUUUUGGACCGCUCCACAGGGGAGGGCCUAGUUCGCUCAAAGGAGCCGCUGGACUGUGAAAGCCAACGGGAGCAUAGCUUCACCAUCCAAGCCUAUGACUGUGGAGAGGGUCCAGAUGGGGCCAACAGCAAGAAGUCCCACAAAGCCACCGUUCAUGUGCGUGUGAACGACGUAAAUGAGUUCUCCCCAGUGUUCGUGGAGCGUCGCUACGAGGCGUCUGUACCAGAGGGCCGUCUGUUCGACCGCAUCGUGCGUGUGGAGGCCCUCGACGCCGACUGCUCCCCGCAGUACAGCCAGAUCUGCUUCUACGACAUCAUCACCCCCAAUGUUCCUUUUGCCAUAGAUAACGAUGGUAACAUUAAGAACACAGAACCGUUGGAUUCAAAACGCCAGCGCGUCCACACCUUCUGGGUGACAGCAUUCGACUGUGGCAAGAACCGCGCGCAGGCCGACGCUCAGGUGGUGGUCACGGUCAAGCCGUCCUGCAAACCCGGCUGGAUCGGCUGGUCGAAGCGUGUGGAGUAUACCCCCGGGUCAGGCAGCAUUCCCCUGUUUCCCAGCCUUCACCUGGAGACCUGCGAAGAGACCGUGUGGAACAUCCAGGCCACCGUAGAUCUGCAGACGGGCCAUAUUGGAAAGGGCUGUGAUAGGGACAGCUAUUCAGACCGAUCAGUGCGCAGGCUGUGUGGCGCUGUGCGAGGAGAGGUAGACCUUCUCCCGCCCCCGUCUCCUGCAGCCAAUUGGACGUCGGCCCUGCCCACCCUUCCUUCUUCCGAUUCGUCCCUGGUAUUCUCCUUCAAUGGCUCCGCCCAUGUCGCCGUGGUACCCAGCUCAGUUGCCGCAGCGAUAUCUGGAGACCAUUUUACACUCCAGCUGUGGAUGCGAAGGGGUGGGGCCACUACCCAACCACCCUCCAAUCAAGCCAGGGGAACGCGUAGGGAGGAGGAGACUAUUAUUUGCAGUACCGUCAAAAAUGGUCAGUCUCAUGACGACUCCUUCUCCCACUACUAUCUCUCCGUUCACGGCUGCCGCCUCUCUCUCUUCUACUGGCCCGAUGUGUCUGCUGCGCGGCCCGUGAAAUUCCUCUGGAAACUGGAGCAGGUGUGUGACAGCGAGUGGCAUCACCUGUCCCUUAGCGUUCAGUUCCCCUCGGUGACGCUCUACGUGGACGGCGUCACCUUUGACCCGGCUCUGAUCCACGACAAUGGAGCCAUUCCCAACCCUGCCCCACGACAGCGCAUGGUCAUUGGUGCCUGCUGGGAGACAGAAGAGAAGCAGAAGGACAUCCUUAACAACACCAUCCCCGAAGGGAAAGACACAGGGAGGUAUGUGGCUGGUUACCGUGGCCUGUUGUCUGGGGUGACGGUGCGUCCCGGCAGUGUGGAACCUCACAGCGUGGUGGAGUGUCUCUACGCCUGCAGGGAGGGACUGGACUUUGGGGACCUGGAGACCUUGGGCUCGGGCAUGAAGGUGCACGUGAACCCCAGUCAAUCUGUGCUGGUUCUGGAGGGGGAUGACAUUGAGAGCUUCAAUAGGGCUGUGCAGCAGGUCACCUACAGGAACUCCCUACGCUUCGCCACCCCAGGAGUCAGACCGCUCAAACUGACUACCUCCCUCAGGUGUUUCAAUGAGGAGAGCUGCCUCACUCUCAGACAGUUGGAGGGCUACCUGGUGGUCCUUCAGCCCGAUGCCCCUCAGAUCUCCCUGUCCGGCGUGGGCCCUCACCUGGCCCGCCCGGCCCCUGAAUUCGAGGGCCCCCGCGGCGUGCCCCUUUUCCCGGAGCUGAGGAUCGUGUGCUCCCUGUCUCACGCCGUUAAUACGGCCGCGCAGGGCAUGGAGGGAGGAGCUCUGAUGUCAGACGCCGUGGCGCACACUCUGGAUGGCUGUGAGGUCCAACCCCUGGGGGAGGAGCUGAACCCAGAAAGGGAGGAGCUUCUGGUGGACAUGGAUGCCCUCAGAGAAAGGGGUCUGGAGAUCAUCAACACCACCGCGUACAUCGCAAUCACAGGUGCCGAGUCCAUCUCUGUGUACGAGGAUGUCCUUCGGUCUGUCCGUUACAGGCUGGCCAAAGGCUCGGCCCGCUUCGAGAGGCGGUUCCGUUUGUCCUGCUCUGAGAUGAAUGGGAGGUACACCAGCAACGAGCUCACACUGGAGGUGAAUUUCCUGCAUUCCUUAGACAGUCUGUAUCACCCGUCUCACCUCCUGGCCUCCCAGCAGCAGUUCCUCCACCCGUCUCAUCACUCUGGGGAACUAAGCGGACACACCCUACCCAACCCCCACCGCAAUUCAGUGGUUCCAGGGGCAGCCACGGUCAUCAUCAUGGUGUGUGUUGGCUUUCUGGUUGUCAUGGUGAUCCUGGGAGUGUUCCGAAUCCGUUCCAUCCACCGACGUGGAGAGGGAGCUCGGGGAGCGGCUAAGGAGGGGAGUGGCCAGUGGGACGACUCUGCCCUCACCAUCAUCGUCAACCCCAUGGAGUCCUACGAGUCUCGUAUGGGCAUCUCGGUCGACACCGAAGGUGAGGGCGAGGAGGACGAGGAAGUGGUGGAGUCGCCCGAUGAUGCAAGCGAUGACCAGCGAGUCAUCAUCAUCAAAAAGGAGGGGAAGGAGGGCAACCCCCGCCGCUACUAAGCCCAAUCGCCUCUCGCUCUCUCUAUGGAAGCACCCAUUAGCACAGAGACCACCAAACGGCUCGCCACUCACACACUCUUCUCAACGCGUUUAAAAUGUCGACAACAGCUGACACCUCUAGUCUAUGGAAUGUAAACUCACCAACACAACAGCGUACACCGUUUGACCGCGACGCCACAGGACGAUUAGUCAUCUAUAGCCAACACCAGUGCAAAUGUAAAUGUUACACUGCACAAUAUAUCCAGCAUACUCCAAAUGCCUGACCAAAAUGAGCAACAAAAAUGGUAUGUGGCACAUUCAUUUCACUCACGGGGAAUCUACGUUGUCCUGCAAGUUUGUAUGAGGCAGGUCGGACUGAGGGUAAAUAAUUUCAUUGUGAAGUAAGAUUGUACUGUAUGUUUUUACUGUCUCUGUAUCCGGAGACCUUUGCCAGCCACACUAAAUGAAUAUUGAAGCAAUUGAUUUCACACACAGCCUAGUGUUGGCCCUCUCACACAUCGACACAAGCCCUGGCCCCUGAUGUUUCCCCACACACCUCUUGUCUGAAUCCCUUCAUCGUUUUGCUGUACAAUCUCUCUCUCUCUAUCACUCCCUCUGUCUCUCUAUCACUCCCUCUGUCUCUCUAUCACUCCCUCUGUCUCUAUCACUCUCUCUAUUACUCCCUUUGUCU